This is a messenger RNA of Phalaenopsis equestris, 2049 nucleotides long. Its product is annotated as importin subunit alpha-like. The transcript has 10 exons. NCBI's taxonomy places the organism in Eukaryota, Viridiplantae, Streptophyta, Magnoliopsida, Asparagales, Orchidaceae. The coding region runs from base 164 to 1756 and encodes 530 amino acids. Gene Ontology annotation, biological process: NLS-bearing protein import into nucleus. Gene Ontology annotation, cellular component: cytoplasm; nucleus. The record is from RefSeq and is a predicted model, not a curated record. Gene Ontology annotation, molecular function: protein binding; nuclear import signal receptor activity.
AUAAGGAAGGACGCAUAUUUUUGUUCGUUUACACCAGGCUAGUUUCCCAUUUUAGUAUCCAUGCCUGCUUUCUAGCCGUUGGAACCUCCAGCUCCAACCUCCUUCCUUCUCUUACGUGUUCGACAUUCACGCCAGCGGAGGCUGAGUUCUAUAACCGGCGGCGAUGUCUCUCCGGCCUUCGAUUCGAGCUGCGGUUAGGAAGAAGGAAUACAAGAGUGGGGUGGAUGGGGAGGAUGCGAGGAGGAGGAGGGUGGACAUUUUGGUUGAGAUCAGAAAGACCAAAAGAGAGGAUAAUCUCCUGAAGAAGAGAAGGGAGGGCCUUCUCCAAGCGGGGCAGGUGCUCGAUCUUGCCUCCCAUGCUCUUCCAGCGAAAGAAAAGUUGGAUGAUCUUCCUGCAAUGACUCUAGGAGUAUGGUCUGCAGAAAGCCACAUACAAUUGAGAGCUACAACGCAGUUCCGGAAGCUUUUAUCUUUUGAAAAGUGUCCACCUAUUGAAGUGGUUAUCAAGGCAGGCGUGGUUCCCCGGUUUGUGGAAUUUCUCUCAAGAUCAGAUCUUCCACAAUUGCAGUUUGAAGCCGGAUGGAUUUUAACCAAUGUGGCAUCUGGGACUUCAGAGCAAACAAGAGUCGUCGUUGAUCAUGGAGCUGUUCCGAAAUUUGUGCAACUUUUGAGUUCUCCCAGUGAUGAGGUUCGGGAACAGGCUGUAUGGGCAUUGGGGAAUGUUGCUGGGGAUUCAUCAAAGUGUAGGGACAUUGUUCUUGAGAAUGCUGCACUUUUUCCAUUGCUUGCUCUGUUAAAUGAAGGGUCAAAAAUCUCAAUGAUUAGAAAUGCGACAUGGACCUUAUCCAAUCUUGUUCGUGGCAAUCCUCGUCCAGCUUUUGAGCAGAUUAGAGAUUCACUUCCGGUACUGCAACGCCUUGUCCAUUCAACUGAUGAAGAAGUUCUGUCAGAUGCUUGCUGGGCUCUCUCAUAUAUGACUGAUGGAGCUAACGACAGAAUCCAGGCAGUGAUUGGGGCUGGAGUCUGUCAAAGGCUUGUUGAACUUAUAAUCUAUCCAUCUCCCACAGUUCUUGUACCUGCUCUCAGGACUGUGGGAAAUAUUGUCUCCGGAGAUGAUGUUCAGACACAGUGCAUUUUGGAUAAUGGGGUACUCCCUUGCCUCUUUCAUCUUCUCACACGAAGUUACAAGAAGAGCAUAAAGAAGGAGGCAUGCUGGACCAUUUCAAAUAUCACUGCUGGGACCGGUGAUCAAAUACAGGCUGUUAUUGAUGCAAACAUUAUUAGUCCUUUGGUUCAUCUGCUGAUGCAUGCAGAAUUUGACAUAAAAAAAGAAGCAGCUUGGGCUAUCUCAAAUGCUACUUCUGGGGGUUCCACUGAACAAAUCCACUAUUUGGCAAGCCAGGGUUGCAUAAAGCCAAUGUGUGAUCUCUUGACUUGCUCUGAUCCGAGAGUCAUAAGAAUCUGCCUUGAUGGCCUCAAGAACAUAUUGAAGGCCGGCGAGGAUGAGAAAGAUAUGGGAAGGACCAAUGGGAUCAACAUCUAUGCUCAGAUGAUCGACGAGUGCGAGGGUUUGGAUAAAAUUCAUAGCCUUCAGGGCCACGGCAACAAUGAGAUAUAUGAGAAGAGUGUGAAGUUGCUUGAGAAGUAUUGGAUCGAAGUGGAGGAGAACGGCGAGGAGAGCGCAGGGGAAGCAUGUUUUGGAUUUGGAUAUAGUUCCGCAACCAAUUCUGUUAAUGGUGAUUUCAAAUUCACCUGAAUCUCCUCCCAUUUCAUGGGACUCAUCUCUCUUUGGUUUCAGAGAGAAUCAUUAUGAGCUUUUAGCUAAUAUGAAUGUCAGAGUUUUUGGUCUUUUAGUUUUGAAGGUGCUCUUUUUCUUUUUUAUAGUUUUGAUUUGUUUGUUUGUUUUGGUGUUACUCUUCUGUCUGUUUCGUCUAUGAACUUAAGAGGAGUAUAUUUUUUUUUCUUUUUUGAUGAAAUAAUGGCCGUCUCUGCUUUGGGAACUGGCUUACAGAUACAUGUAAAUUUUCAUACACAACAGUUUUUGGCUGA